AGCACUUGAUAUUUAUCAAUCUUCCGACCAUGGCUGCUUCUUCAAGACACUCCUUCCUUCUGUAUUUGAUCAUGGCCCUGUCAUUGUCAAGCAUUAGUAUGAGAACAGCGGCUCGCCGUCUAUUGGAUACAGCAGCUCCGCCCCCUGUGCUGCCUCUCCCCACCAUCCCAACCUUGCCUCAGGCAACAAUGCCUCCAUUGCCGGCAAUGCCGUCUUUGCCUCAGGCAACAUUGCCACCAAUGCCGACAACCCAGGUGCCUCCUUUGCCUACCAUUCCCAACAUGCCAUUACCCACCACAAUGCCACCCCUGCCAAGUACCCAAAUACCUUCUUCUUUGCCUAAGCCCACAUUGCCACCAAUGCCUACACUGCCCACCAUGCCCACAAUUCCAAAGGUUGCUCUGCCUCCAUUGUCCACUAUCCCAACAACAAUUCCUUCCAUCCCUACCACAAUCCCUUUUCUCUCCCCGCCACCUGCAACCACCAGCCCUUAAAAGCCCACUAUACUAUUCAUUUCCAUUUAUUGUAU
This is a messenger RNA of Telopea speciosissima, 529 nucleotides long. RefSeq names its product protein PELPK1-like. The record is from RefSeq and is a predicted model, not a curated record. Lineage: Eukaryota; Viridiplantae; Streptophyta; Magnoliopsida; Proteales; Proteaceae. The coding region runs from base 30 to 494 and encodes 154 amino acids. The transcript has 2 exons.